AUGAGUUAUACAUAUUCGCUACCGACGACAGGCGCAAUGUCAUUUGUCGAGUUCCUCAAAGACGUUGGAUCGUACUCGUCCGAAAUUUCUGAUGCAACCGCUCAACGAGGCAGGAUUAGGACAGUACUAAAAGAAUUGAAGAAAGAAGCUCAGGAAGAACGCGACUAUCGUCAUAUUGUGAAUACGAUUGAAGACUAUUUACCAUACCUAAUUAGCGUUAUCAACUGCCUUGAAUCCGGAGAACUCAAGCUGAAAAAGAGUAUUGAGACUUCUUGGCGAUCUACUCUCAGCGACCAUAUUAUUCACACUGGUAGUAAUGCUCCGCGGAUAGCGUGUCAAGACAUCUACUAUGAACUUUUGUUUGUCCUGAUGACCUAUGGUUAUGCAUGUUCUAUGCAAAGCAAUGACAUCUUCAAAACGAUACAAGAAGGGUCUAGUACAGCAUCGGCGCAGUAUAAUAAGGCAGCCGACUCUCUAAAUACGGCAGCUAGUGUGUUCAAUUACGUUGCAUAUGAGGUGAUUCCCAAAUGGAAACAAGCACCUGAGAGUCGACCUGUGGAAACCAUCAAGGAACUGCCGGUCGCACUAUCAAAGAUGGCACUUGCGGAUGCUCAAUACAUUGCGAUCAAUAAGGCCUUAUUAACGGGAAAUGUAUCGAAAUCGCUCGUUGCGAAGCUCUAUAUCGGCGUGGCGGGACAAUAUGAGAUGGCUUAUGGACUUGUUUCAUCCAUCAGUGGAACGCAAGAAGUAUCAACAGAUCUCAAGAAAUACAUUUUCGAUGGAGCGCAGUUUUACAAGGCAAUGGGAAAAAAGAAAAUGGGUGAAGCAGUCGGAUUCCUCCGUGAAUGUAAAGCGGAUUUAAGAUCGAUACAGCACUCGAGUUUGUCUAAACCGCAUUUGCGCAAGUCUGCAGUAGCUUCACGCGCAUUUAAAGAGGAGGAGGCGGUUUCUGAGUUAUUACAAAAAUUCACAAUGAUCAAUGAUACGGUGACAUAUCAAAAUAUACCCUCACGCCAGGACUUGCUGCGGAUUAUUCCCAAUGGUCGAGGUGUUUUGCAAAUGAAACGAUACCAACUUCCGUCUCCUCGAUUCGGUCCCACUCAAGAAGAAGAACAUAGCGCAAACUAUGCACGGUCUGGUGCUUACUAUUAA
This is a messenger RNA of Zychaea mexicana, 1152 nucleotides long. RefSeq names its product BRO1 domain-containing protein. NCBI's taxonomy places the organism in Eukaryota, Fungi, Mucoromycota, Mucoromycetes, Mucorales, Lichtheimiaceae. Gene Ontology annotation, biological process: cellular response to pH. Gene Ontology annotation, cellular component: plasma membrane. The coding region runs from base 1 to 1152 and encodes 383 amino acids. The record is from RefSeq and is a predicted model, not a curated record. The transcript has 8 exons.